Molecule: messenger RNA, 8257 nt
Organism: Drosophila persimilis
Lineage: Eukaryota; Metazoa; Arthropoda; Insecta; Diptera; Drosophilidae
Exons: 9
Coding region: 340-4977 (1545 amino acids)
Biological process (GO): Notch signaling pathway; membrane protein ectodomain proteolysis
Cellular component (GO): plasma membrane
Molecular function (GO): metalloendopeptidase activity
Source: RefSeq, a predicted model, not a curated record
AGUUGUUUCUGGAGAACAAAACGAAUUAAAAUGCCAGUGCUCGAGUGGAUAUAAAAACUUCUCGCGUGGAAAUGUCACAGAUUGGUACGCGGAUUGCGGCCUGAGCAAUUUCCCUGCACUGCACCUCUUUCUCCUCUGGCACACUCUCUAUUGCAACAGAGCGAAACGGCGACGACGGCUGCAAUAAUGUGAUGCCUGGGGGUCAGACACAGAGGUUAAUCCAAGAAAACGCAACCUAGAACUAGUUAGGUUUCCACACACACACACACACACCACAUACACUGCCAGAACACACACACACACUAUCGCCCAGACACAAAUACAACACAAUCCAGCCAGAUGAGCUGGCUGCUGGGGCUCCUGGCGGUUUUGUGGAUGCCCAGUGAGCUGCUGGCCGUUCCAACGCCACUCAAGCUGCCAGGCUACACCCACAAACUGACGCCGUACAUCAAGCACUGGGAGGCGGCGAACUUCGAUCGCAGUGUGCUGCAGGCAGCCCAGCUCAGGCACUUGGAGCAGGCGCGCUUCCGCCAAAAGCGUCAGGUGGAUCCCACACCGUCGUCGACAUCGACAUCGUCGUCGUCGUCGUCGUCAUCGUCCUCGAGUGGAUUAGCGCACACAAUACGAUUGAAUUUCUCGGCCCAUGACAGAGAUUUUCGAUUGGUGCUGCGUCAACAGCCGCAUUCGGUGUUCGCCCACGAUGUGGAAAUCGAGAACACAUUGGGACCCAUCGACUACGAUGUCUCACGCAUUUACACCGGCAGCUUGGAGGACGAUGAGGCUGCCCAUGUGCAGGCCAUUCUAACCAGUGAUAAUCUGCUCGAUGGCACGAUUGAAACCCAAGCGGAGCACUAUUACAUCGAGCCAGCGCAACGCUACUCCCAGCAACUCGCCGAGAGCGGCGUCCACAGCAUAGUCUAUAAGUUAAGUGAUGUAAAUAUGCAAAAGGAGCACCUCGGAGGCGGUCUGAGCUCCCAGGUGCCAACAAAGACGCACUGCGCUAGCGAAAAGUUGAGAAAAAAACGUUGGCUGCCAGAGGAGGUGGCCAUGUCUGAUAGUCCUACGCCCACGUACAAUCGUAACCCGCCUUUGCCAUUGGAUCUGGAGGUGCCCUACAAUGAUGAUUUUCGCGUCCUGGCCUCCGAAGAGGAUCGGAGUGAUGAGAGGCCAACCAGAAGAUAUCCAACCACCUCGACAACGAGGAACACUGGCCGCAGCACCGAGAGCUUUCUGGCCACCCUGACGAAGCCUACGUCGAACCGCAAUAUACUUGUAAAUAACUAUAAUCCCUCCAAUGUCGGCGAAGGCAGUCGCAGCUACAACAGCAACAAUGCCAAUAAUAAUAGCAACAACAACAAUAGCGGAAACAGCAACAACAAUGUGCGUAAACUGUAUACGAAGCACAAGAACAUCAUUGUGAGCACAUACAAUCGUCCCAUCGAGCCAGAGUUUGGCACGCCCUACGAAGAGCCAAACAACAGCAGCAACAGCAACAGCGGAAACGGAAAUCUACCGAGUAACUUCUUCAAUGCCAACUGGACAACGCUCUUCCUGGGGAACAACAACAACGGAAACAGCAACGGCAACAGCAACGAUCGUCCAAGCCACAAGACACACGUGGAGAUCAUCACAAAAAACGGAGCCACCAAAAAACCAAACAUCAUUGUGAAUAACUACAAUCCGGAGAUUAUAUUCGCACCGAAUCCACACAAUCCGAGCUUUAACAGCAUGCUGAUGACGAAUUUGCUGAGCGGUAGGGGCGACGAUAUACACAGUUCGCCGCGGCUGCUGUACGAUCGCAAGACCACGUGCAUGCUGUAUCUGCAGGCAGAUCACACUUUCUUUCAGAAAAUGGGCUCCGACGAGGCCUCCAUUGAGGCCAUCACGCGUCAUGUGCAGCGUGCCAACUCGAUCUAUCGAAAUACAGACUUUAAUAACGAUGGCAAGCCGGACAACAUCACGUUCAUGAUAAAGCGCAUCAAGGUGCACAAUAUGAACGCCAUGAAGGAUCCCAGCUAUCGCUUCCCCGGUAACUAUGGCGUGGAGAAGUUCUUGGAACUGUUUUCGGAGGAAGACUACGAUGCCUUUUGCUUGGCCUACAUGUUUACCUACCGCGACUUUGAGAUGGGCACCUUGGGACUGGCCUGGACGGGAGAUCUUAAGAAUGCUGGCGGUGUUUGCGAGAAGAAUGGACACUAUCGGGGCUCCCUGAAGUCCCUAAACACGGGCAUUGUGACGCUCUUGAACUAUGGCAAGCAUGUGCCACCCGCCGUCUCACAUGUGACGUUAGCCCACGAAAUUGGCCACAAUUUCGGCUCUCCGCACGAUCCCGAACAGUGCACGCCUGGCGGGGAGGAUGGCAACUUCAUUAUGUUUGCCCGUGCCACCUCCGGGGACAAGAAGAACAACAACAAGUUCAGCACCUGCUCUUUGAAGUCCAUUGAGCCCGUACUGAAUGCCAAGGCGCGUUCCAUGAAGGGCUGCUUCACUGAGCCACAGUCCUCGAUUUGUGGCAAUGGCGUCGUAGAACCGGGAGAGCAAUGCGACUGCGGCUGGGAGGAGGACUGCAAGGACUCAUGCUGCUUUCCCAUGUCCCGUCAGCCGCGUAUUGAUGAGACGCCCUGUACCCUGACACCGCAUGCCCGCUGCAGUCCCUCCCAGGGCCCCUGCUGCACCACCGACUGCAAGCUGAAGUUUGGCGACAAGUGCCGUGACGACAAUGGCUGUCGCGAUCCCUCGUUCUGCGAUGGACGUGUGCCCCAGUGCCCGCCGUCGGUGAACAAGCCGAACAAGACGAUCUGCAACAAGGAAUUUGUCUGUUAUAUGGGCGACUGCACCGGCAGCAUUUGUUUGGCCUAUGGCCUGGAGUCAUGCCAGUGCAUACCCGGACCUCAGGACGAUCGGAUCAAGUCUUGUGAGCUGUGCUGCAAGCUGCCUGGCGAGGACAACGCGUGCAGGAGCUCCUUCGAGUGGAAUGAGGCUCCCUUCGAUGUACCGGACAUGUACUCGAAGCCAGGCACACCGUGCAAUGACUACAAUGGAUACUGUGAUGUCUUUCAAAAGUGUCGCGAGGUGGAUCCCUCCGGCCCGCUGGCCACGCUGCGCAAGCUGCUGCUCUCAGAGGAGAGCAUUGCCACAUUCAAGAAGUGGAUGCAGCACAACUGGUAUACAGUGGCUUUGGCCGCCAUUGGCGUCAUUUUGUUGCUGAUAUUGAGCACAAAGCUGCUGGCGAAACGGUCGAAUCUGAAGCUUAAGUCCGUCACUAUAAUACACAGCGCCACCACGGAGACGGUGCGACUGCCGGAGAACAACAACGGGGUGAUAGUCCACACUGCUGUGCGGACAAAGGUGCCCUUCAAGAAGAAGGUGCGUGGCGAGCGCAGCAAGAAGUCUGGAACGGGAGCGGUUGCAGGAGCAGCUGCCGUCGCCGCCGUCGCAGUGGGAGGUUCCCGUGGAGUUGGAAAAACUAGCUCAAGUGCAGAGCCAAAGAAGACGCAAAGAUCCCAGGGGAUUGGCAAGAAGAAGUCGUUGGAGGAGGAUCCCAAGAAGUCCAACAAGAAACUGGGCAAGCACAUGAAGGAAAUCAUCGAUUACUCACAUCGAAACAACAACGGCGAUGAUGCCUCCAAUCUGUCGACGACCAACAAUCACACCAACACCUUUGGCAAGGUGCAAAAGUGGCUGCUGGAAUCGCCAAUCGUGGCCCAACCGCUUUCGCACAUCGAGCACAGCUCCCGGGUCCGCAAGGUGAUGAGCAAAUCGCAGUCCACACCGGAAAGGCUGGUACAGAAGCCACCGCAGAAGACCAAAUCGAUGGGAAAUCUGUCCAACGAGAAGGUGAAACUCCAAGUGGUCUACAAGCCACCGUUCAAGUUCUCGCUGCGUCUGUCCAAGAAGCCCAAAGUGAAGACGCACGUGGUCGCAGGUCGGCCCAAGCGAGGACAGAAGGGCAGUACGCGUACUGCAGGGCAGCCUGCCUCCAAGGACAUCGCGGCGCGCACCAAGCGGAGCGCUCUACUUCUCUGCAAUGAGGCAGAGGAUGAUAACCAAAUUCUGACGCUCAACGAGCCUAACUACGAGACGCUAAAGCCUCCGGUAACGUCGCGACCCACAGAGCACUGCUACGAGAAUGUGGAUCUGCAGGCCGAGGCCUCCACAUCAAAGUCUAGUAGCUGUAAAGUUGGUCCCAGCUCCAACAGAGGCAGCUUGGAGGGGCCAGCGCCACCGGCACCAGUUCCUGUCCAGCGCAGCUCGUACCGUCGCUCCAACUCGCUGUCCACCCACAAUCCCUUCGCCGUGGCUCCGCGACGUAGCAGCAGCAAAGUGAAAGCCGAUGCCCAGGCCGCUGGCGGCUCUGUGAAUCUUACGCGCAACUUUGGCAGCACCCAGAACCUCAUCAAUCUUAGCCAGAACCUGGCCAAGACCAAGAAGCGGAGCAGCCUCAACCUGAAGGCCAGUGGGGCCAAGAACGGCAAGGAUCCAUCCGUGAGCAAUUCCACUGCCUCGCCCCAGCGACGUUCCUCCUCCAAUGCAAACCUGCGCAGGGACAGCAGUGCCUCGUCAAAGGCAGCGCCAGUGCCGCCUACGCGCAACUCGCGCAACAGCUUCAGCAACAUUCCGCGAGCCAGCCUUGGUGGCGGUGGCUCGAACGUCACGACGACAGCAGGGCCGCCCAGCUUCUCGCGUCAAUCUUCCAGCAGCACCACGACGACGAGCUCGUCGAUUGCUGCGGGAGCAGCGUUACCCCUGCCGCUGCAGCAAUCCGCCUCGACCAGCGCCAUGCAGCGACAACCGCCUGCCCAGCCGAUGCGACGGAGUCUCCACAACUUCCGGACGCGCUCAACGGCACCGGCGUCAGCGUCUGCACCCAAGCCAGGAGCAGGGGCGGCUGCGACGACGACCGCCGCCACAGACAACAAUGAGCUGCCAUCGGACCUGGAGGUAGUCGUGUCCGACGUCGAGAAUCUGGUUAGCUAAGAGCAGCAGCGGCAGCAGCAGCAGCUUCGCGGCGGUUGCUUCUCGUUUCCAACCAACAACCAACCAAGUGAAAGUGAUAAGUCUUAAUGUUAGUUAUACAAAUUGUCGCAUAGGUUUACAUGCAUUCCUGCAUAUACGAGUAUAUACAUUGUAUAUAUAUUUGUAUUUGUACAUGCAAAGAUAUAUGUAUGUAUAUGUACUUUACACUGCCUUAAACUUGCCGUUUCUGCUGAAUAUGUGAAUACCACGCCACGCCCACACCCACGCCCACGCCCAAACACACCCACACAAACUCUCGUACAUAUCCCCCGACCAAGGCUCGCCUCCACCACACACACAAACACACACACAACCAGCAAUCCCUGCCGCACACCCACCCACCCAUUGAAAGCCACCGCAAAUUCCAAACCGCCAGUCGCACUCACUCACCGCACGUUGUACCUUCUACUGUUUACUGUUGUAUUGUAUUGUAUUCUGCAAACCGAAACGAAACAGAACUUUGCCUACAUCUGAGCAUACAUACCUAUUAUAUAUCUACAGUGCUGGACUUAAGUGUUAGCGCAGCAAUAGCUUUUCAGCUUACUGCUGAUUCAAUAGCUCUUCCAACGUAAUUAUCAAAACAUAAAUACUUUCGUCCGAUAAAUUAAUUAAUUUUCUAUAAGAUUCACGCAUUUCGCCUUUAUGUCAAUGAGCUAUGUCCCAUCUAUGAGCCCAUCUGAUCACCUUUGUCCUAGUUCCGUGGCACUGUCCAAUAUUUAAUCUCAAAGUACCUUCAAAGAAGCCACAGAAUCUCAGAGGAAAAUCAUUCUGCCUUUUCCCAGCCAAGACAAGAAUAGCUGAUAGACCAGCAGUAAACUGAAAAGCUAUUGCUGUGCUAACACUUAUGUCCCGCACUGUCUAUUUUGCACCCAUUCGAUGAGGACUCCUCCACUAUCCGUGAUGUUCCUGUGAAUAUUGUAAUAAUUCGAGGACUGUUGGAUGGAAACAUCUCUCGAGUUUGGGUAGUCUUCUAAGAUGGGUGUGAAUGAUUGCUAUAUGUUCAAAUAUCUUAUGUAGAUUGUGUGCCACAGCCGAGAAUCGUAUGAUGUUCUAUGAGACACACAAUCGAAAUGGGAGUUUAUGUUAAAAAUCGCUCUCGUUAUGUUAAUUGCCAAAUCUUGGCAUCUGUUUGAAACUAAUUUUUAAAACAGUAUUACUCUUAAUAUUAUGUACCUACUACUUAUACAUGUACUAUAUGUAUGUACUUAUAGUUUGACUACACUUCAACUUCGAACAACGAACGAUCACUCAUCUGAACACACACUCAAACACACACAGAACAAUACAAGGUGCUAUUUUAGUAAUGAACUAAACUUAAAGAACUUUUCAAAACAUCCUUUGCAUAUUUUUCAAGAUCAAAACUAAGUUAAGGAACAAUUAGGACAGCGAAGGGGAGGACAGAGGGAUUAGGGAGUAGGUGUUUGGUUUUUGGUGUAGCCCGAGUAGAGUAUACAUAUAGAGAGUGUCAGAGAGAGGAGGAGAGUAGUUGAUAACCAACGAUAACUGUCAAUAAGAAUCAAAAGCAAUAUGCAUCGAAGUUAGUUUUUACGAGUAGCACUUGCAGUAAAUUCGACAAACAUAGAAUAUUAGCCAGCCACGCCACGACCCCCCACAUCCCUCGUCAAGCACUUGCACAUACUGUCAGCACGCCUCGAACCCAUAGAGAGAGAGAGAUAUAAUACAUACAUAUACCAUUGCCACUAUCGCCUUCGCCAAAUCAGUAGCAGUAGUAGUGUACAUACAGAACGUACUAGCUAUAGGAUAUAUCAAAUGGAAAUAGUUUUUAUAAUGCAAUAACAAGUUAGAGCAAUAAAGAGCAAAACAAUAAUGAGGACACCUAACGAUAUUCAUUCGACACCCACACCCACACACACACACAGAUGCAUAUGUAGGUAUAUAUAUAUAGUCACAUUCCGUAUCGAAUCACAAAAGCGGCUUUUGAAUUAAAACAAAACAAGACACUCACUCACUCAAACAAUAACGAUUUGUAGUCUAAGACAAUGAUUGAUAUUUGUAGCUAUAUGAAUGUGUAGGAAAUCGGCGUAUCAAAUUGCAUCUAUACUAUAAAUACUAUAUACAUACAUACAUAAAUACCCGUACAUAAGGGGCGUGCAAUACCAUUGCAACUUUACGAGCAUUUGGGUAUAUUUUUGUGGAAUAUACAAACCAUUAUUAGAUAAAACACAUAAGCUCCAGCUCAAGAAACCGACCGAACAGACCCGAUCGACAGAAUGACAGACACAGACACAGACCCAGACACAGACCAGACCAGACCAGACACAGAUAGUUAACGCGUGUAGGCCAGUGAGAAGAGGAAACGGAAACCAGGAGCAAGAAAAGCUAAUGAAAUAGUAGGAAAAACGAGUACGCGACAAUCGCUUUCAAAUGCUUAUAACAUUUAAACAAAACAUUUAAACGAAAACAAAAUCAAGAAUCGAAUUGACUUAAUUUGUAAUUUAUCUUCAUAAAAAAGACGGCAUCUUGACUAUUUCAAUAUGGAACUAUACAAAGCCAAGUCAACAGAAAAAAACCUAAACUAAUGGCAAGAAAAAUGUUUUAAGACUACCAAAAAAAUAUAAAAAUAUAAAAUUGCCAAUGUUUGUGUACUGUAUAUAAUAUUAAAUGCAAAUGAUUAAUGUCUAAGCGGAACAGAGAGAUCGGACCGGAUCGGAUCGGAUCGCCCGACCGAGAGAGAGAGAGAGAGAGCGAGAGAUAGAGAUAGAGAGUAUUUUGAUGCGUGACAAAAAAGACUAUUUAGCGCGAAAUGAACAAUUUUUGUGUAUUGUACAUAAGAAAUCGAUUGAUUUUAAUCUAUAUAUACAUAUAUGUAUAAAUAUAUAAUUGUAAAACUGCAAACGAUUUUUAAAUCUGUAUGUGUAUUGUGUACCUCAAUUGUAAUUAAUUUUUUUUGUACUUUUCACCAGAUGGAUUAAUGCUAUUUUUAUAAUUUAGCUAAAUGAAUUGCAUAUAAGCAUGUAAUCUUCCCCCCGCCCACACACAAAAGUCCCAUUGUCACCUAACUAGCCCCUAGUUAAUGGCCAGUUUUCCCUGUUGUCAAAGACCGCCAUCAGCAUCGGCAUCGGCAGCCACCCACCUCAUUCCAUCCCAUCCAAGAACAAACAUAUUGUAUUUCUGUCAAUUAAGAGCGCGUAAAUGUCUUCAAGAAUCGAGUUCGAGCAAAGCAAGCAAAACGAAAACGAAAACAAAAAACAAAAACCGAAGAGCAAAGAAGUGAAUAUUA